Molecule: messenger RNA, 1396 nt
Organism: Cololabis saira (Pacific saury)
Lineage: Eukaryota; Metazoa; Chordata; Actinopteri; Beloniformes; Belonidae
Product: transmembrane protein 150C-like
Exons: 9
Coding region: 155-1150 (331 amino acids)
Source: RefSeq, a predicted model, not a curated record
AUUAGGAGAGCUACAACACUUCUUCCUUAAGAAACGAGAAAAAAGGCUGUUUAGAUUUGAGCUGUAGUAUUUGAUCUCAGUGGGGAUAUUUGGGUAAUCGACAGCACUUCCGGCUUCUCCCCGCAGAGCCUCGCCGGGGACAGGAGCAGACAGGAUGCUGGAUUUCAGUCUGUGGGCUCUUCUGCCCCCCCUCUUCUCUGUCGGCGCCGCUUCUGGACUGUGGGCGGUGUACUUUGUUGCUCUCUAUUAUGAGAAAGUACUACCUCUGGAUGCAGAGCAAUGGAAGGGAAAUGGAUCCCGAUAUCCUCCCUUCAUAAGUGUUACAGGACAGUUUCCACCAGCCAGCUGCAUCUUCAGCGAGGUCAUGAACCUGAUGGCGUUUGGAGCCUUCAUCAUUGGACUCCUCAGAUAUGUGCAGCUGAAAAACAGAAUAGAUAAAGCCUGGUUGAACGCCGUCAGUUUGGUGAUUUUCUCCAUCGCCUGCUUGGGAAUGACCAUCGUUGGAAACUUCCAGUUGUUCACGCUGUGGACGGCCCACAUGGUGGGCACGGAGAUGGCGUUUGGGCUGGGAACGUUGUUCUGCUGGAUGCAGUCUUACAUCACCCUGAGGGUUAACCUGAAGAACGAGGGGAAGCUCGUCGCCAUCGCUCGUUUCCUGCUGUCUGCGUCCAUCACCCUCUGUAUAAUUAUCAAAUACUCCAUGUCCUCCGCAAUGGAUUCAGCUCGCUGGCAGUGGACCGUGGUCAUGCUGUUUCUGGUCUUCAUCGGCACAUUCGGCAUCGAGUUUCGUCAUGGCCACUUCUCGUUGCUGUGCACCGAUGCAGCGGAUCGAUCUCUGGCUCACAUGUCAAACAUUGGCCAAGAGUCUGGGUGUCAUCCUCGAACAUCGUCCCAGGGGGAUUUCCUUCCCUGUACCACAGUCCCUUGGUCGGCCCCGGAGCAGCGAGGCGCUCUGCUGGACAGGACCAGGUCGUUUCUGCCGGUCCCAACCUCGUACCAUGGUGCUCCUCAGGUGCGGGUCCCUACUGAUCUGCGGGCGGCGGAGUAUGUGUUUGUCCGUCACGACGCCCAUCGGGGCCCUCUGCGACCUCCCUAUGAUGGGCCCUACCCCCGGCAGGCCGUCCCCAUCGUCAAACCAGACUCCUGCUGACGCCCCUUCCUGCCCUCUGGUGCCUGCUGGAGAGCCGCGGAAUCAUUUUGGACGGGUCAUAAGGGGCCCCAAGUCGUUAUUUAGGGCCAGUGCUUGUGAACUCUGGAGGGACGUGUGUGGUGGCCACUCAUGAGCAGGACACUGUUUAACUGUUUAACUGUUUAGGUUAGAAUUCACAAGAAUCUAGCCGUUAUUAAUGAUGACGAUGUGUUUUCUGUUAGUGUUCUGUUACCGUUGGUAACGGUC